CUCAUUUACCACAUAAGGACGUAGAUCUCUUGUAUGACUGGGGGGCGAGAGCUUGACUGUGUCCUGCACCUCCCUCUUUUACUUGAGUGCACAUUUUUUGGUGUUGAUGCAAGAGAAGUCAGGAGAAGUGAGAAGUGUGUCACAGUUUUGAGCAAGACAGGGGAGCUUGCCUUCUGCUAAAACCUUGAUUCAAGCUUUUGUGUGUAGCAGUAGGUUUGUUUUUCUGCAGAUUUCUUUAUCUUCAGGGAGUGUUUGGACAUUUUUGGAGUCCUCUUGGCCUUGUGUGACUGCCAUGCCUUCUUACACAGUCACUAUUGCCACUGGGAACCAGUGGUUCGCAGGGACAGAUGACUACAUCUACAUUACACUGGUGGGCACGGAGCAAUGCAGCGAGAGAACACUGCUGGAUAAAGCUCUGUACAACGACUUUGAGAGGGGUGCGGUGGACUCCUAUGAUGUGAGAGUUGAGGAGGACCUGGGUGACAUCGUGUUGGUGAAGAUUGAAAAGAGGAAGUACUGGGUGCUGGAUGACUGGUACUGCAGGUACAUCACAGUCAAAACCCCAUCUGGAGACUAUGUGGAAUUCCCCUGUUUCCGUUGGCUGGUGGAUGACAAGGAAGUGGUGCUGCGAGAUGGCCGAGCAUGUCUGCCUCAGGAUGAUAAGACAAGCCUGGUCAAGCAGCACAGACAAAAAGAGCUGGAUUUGAGGAGAAAGACCUACAGAUGGAGAGAGUGGCAGCCAGGUUUUCCUAUGAGUAUCGAUGCUAAGAGGCACAAGGAUUUGCCCCGGGACAUCCAGUUUGACAGUGAGAAGGGAGUGGACUUCAUACUGAACUACAGCAAAGCAAUAGAGAACCUGUGUGUAAACCAGUUCAUGCACAUGUUCCAGUCGUCCUGGACUGACUUUGAUGACUUUAAGAUGAUCUUUCUGAGAAUCAAAAACACAAUCUCAGAGUAUGUGAUGCAACACUGGAAAGAGGACUUCAUAUUUGGAUACCAGUUCCUGAAUGGUUGCAACCCAACAGUGAUCCAAAAGUGCACCAAACUUCCUGACAAGUUUCCUGUCACUCAUGAGAUGGUAUCUGUCAGCCUGGAGAGGGAGCUGACUCUGGAGCAGGAAAUAGAGGCAGAUAACAUCUACAUAGUAGACUACCAAUUGUUAGAUGGCAUCACCCCUAACAGCACAGACCCAUGCACGCUGCAGUACCUGGCAGCUCCGAUCUGUCUGCUGUACAAGAACACUCAGAACAAGAUCAUGCCCAUAGCCAUCCAGCUUACGCAGACUCCAGGUGAAGACAACCCGAUCUUCUUGCCCACUGAUGAUCAGUAUGACUGGCUGCUGGCAAAGAUCUGGGUCCGCUCAGCUGAUUUCCACCACCACCAGACCAUCACGCACUUGCUCAGGACACACCUGAUGACAGAGGUGUUUGCUAUUGCCAUGUACAGGCAGCUACCUGCCGUUCACCCUGUGUAUAAGCUAAUUAUCCCACAUGUUCGCUUUACCAUCGCCAUCAACACCAAAGCCAGAGAGCAGCUCAUCUGUGAGUGUGGCAUCUUUGAUAAGGCCAAUGCAACAGGUGGAGGUGGUCAUGUCCAACUGGUUCAAAAAGCCAUGAAGUCUCUGACCUUCAGGUCUAUGUGCUUCCCCGAUAUGAUCAAGGCCCGUGGUGUGGACAACAAGGAGGAGCUGCCUACUUACUUCUACAGAGACGACGGCUACAGGGUGUGGGAGGCUACCAAGAGUUUUGUGUCUGAUGUAGUAUGUAUUUACUACACCAGUGACGAGAAGGUGCAGGGAGAUGAAGAAAUCCAGGCCUUCGUUAAGGAUGUGUGCAGCUUCGGGAUGCAGGACUUUGAUCACUGUGAGUUUCCUAAAUCCCUGAAAUCACGUGAGGAGCUGAUAGAGUAUCUGACUGUCAUUGUGUUCACUGCUUCAGCCCAGCAUGCAGCUGUCAACUUUGGACAGUAUGACUGGUGUUCCUGGAUUCCCAACGCUCCAUCUACCAUGCGGAGGCCCCCGCCCAAGCAGAAGGGCUUGGCAGAUGUGAACAUGAUCAUUGAGAGUCUUCCUGAUCGUGGUCGCUCCAGCUGGCAUCUAGGAGCCGUCUGGGCCCUCAGCCAGUACCAAGAAAAUGAGGUAGGAAUGGGCAUGUAUCCUAAUGAACACUUCAUAGAGAAACAAGUGAAGGCGGCCAUGGCUAAGUUCAGGAAGCAGCUGGCAGAGAUAACCAGCUCCAUCAAGACAAGGAAUGAGGGAAAGAAGCUUCCCUACUAUAACAUGUCCCCUGACAAAAUCCCAAACAGUGUUGCUGUUUGAGGAGUACAACACACUUCUCUGGUGAGGAUUCUCAUGUCUCUACUUACUUAUUUACUUAAUGUCUUGCAUAUAGCACUUUGAGGUUAAGCAGAUGUUACUGAGCUGUCCAAUGUAAACU
Molecule: messenger RNA, 2435 nt
Organism: Monopterus albus (swamp eel)
Lineage: Eukaryota; Metazoa; Chordata; Actinopteri; Synbranchiformes; Synbranchidae
Gene: alox5a
Product: arachidonate 5-lipoxygenase a
Exons: 14
Coding region: 293-2317 (674 amino acids)
Biological process (GO): lipid oxidation
Molecular function (GO): protein binding; oxidoreductase activity, acting on single donors with incorporation of molecular oxygen, incorporation of two atoms of oxygen; iron ion binding
Source: RefSeq, a predicted model, not a curated record